AUGCCUUCCCCAGCAGCAGGAAAGGGUGACGCCCCCCGCACCCCAACUAAGCUCGGACGGAAGCCACAAGCACCUGCGCCAAAGCUCAACAAGCCUCAGGUAGGCAAGUCGGAGGAUGCCCCCACCUCCGACAUGCCCGAGCAGGCAGAGGACCUGAAGCAGCAAGGAGAGGAGAAGGCGGAAGACGCCAAGAGCCAGGCGCAAGACACUGCAGAAGACACCAAGCAAAAGGGUGAAGAGGCUGCCCAAGACACAAAGGGCAAGGCGGAGGAAGCUGCGGAAGACACCACUGGCAAGGUUUCACAAGCUGGCGACGAGUUAGAGCAAGCUGAGCCUAAACCAAUUGACGACGACAACGAUGCCGACGAAGAGGCCGACGAGACUGGCGACGACGCUACACAAAAGGCCGGCGACGAUGCCGAAGACACCGCCGACAACACCGAGGACGACGCGACAGAUACCACCAGCAGAGCGGCUGACACCGGCAAGCAGGCUGGUGGAGGUGCAUUGAGCGGUGCUCGCGGUCUUGCUGGCCGCGCGUCGAACCUUGCCGGCAAGGCCAAGCAAGACCCCCAGGGUGCUGCUCAGGACGCCGGCAACGAUGUUCAGCAGGGCGCCCAGGAGACAGCGGAGGAUGCGCAGGACACUGCCGAGAGCACCGCCGAGGGUGCUCAGGAUACAGCCGAUUCCGCCAAGGACACUGCUCAGUCCAAGGCUGGGGACGCUAAGAGCACCGCACAAGACACAACGGACGAUGCUCAAAGCAAGGCUCAGGACGCUACUGAUGGCGCAACCGACGCUGCCCAGGAUGCUGCUGAGGAUGCUGCUGAGGAUGCUGCUGAGGGUGUCACCCCUGACCUUAGCAUGCUCAAGGGCCUUGAGGUCGACGAGGAGGGGUUGAUCAAGAACCAGGACGGAAGGGUCGUUGGCCGCCUUGUAGAAGGUGAUGCCGAGGAUCUUACUGGCUACCCCAUUGGCGACAACGGAGAAAUCCUUGACGACGAUGGUGACCUCGUCGGUCGCUGCGAACUCACUCCCGAGAUGGCAGACGAGCAGCUUCAAGGUGCCGGUGGCAAGAUGCCCGACGUCGAUGUUCUGAAGGGUCUUACCGCCGACCGCUCCGGCCAAAUCCUCAACGAGGACGGUGACUUCGUCGGUCAUCUUGUCGACGGAGACCCAUCUGAGAUCCAAGGCAGGGAGUUCAACGAGAACGGCGAGAUCCUAGACGAUGAUGGUAACGUCAUCGCCAAGGCCGAGCUUUCUCCCGAAGCCGCUGACCUUCCGGCGUACCAGCAGGAUGAUGAUGAAGAGGAGGAAGAGGAAGGCGGUGCAGCUGAGGGCGUCACCAAGAAGGCUCAACAAGCCAAGGAUGACGUCAAGGAUACCGCCGAGGAUGCCGCCGAAGGUGCCAAGGACGACGUUGAGGAGAAGGCUGCUGAAGUUGAAGACGAGCUUCCCGGCGUCGAGGCCCUGGAGGGCAUGGAGAUCAACACCCAGGGUGAGAUCCUCAACGACGACGGCGACGUUGUUGGCAACGUCGCUGAUGGUGACCUUGAGAACAUCGAAGACGUCAAGGGCCUUACCGUCAACGACAAGGGCGAGGUCGUCGACAAGGACGGCAACGUCCUGGGCCAGGUCGAACUUGCUGAGGGUGCAGCCGACAAGCUCAAGGAGUCUGCUGCCGGUGCUCUGGACACGAGAAUCUUGGACGGCCUCAAGGUCAACAAGAAGGGCAAGAUCCUUGACUCUGACGGUGAAGAGAUCGGUGAGCUCACUGACGGCGACAUCAGCAAAUGUGCUGGCAAGAAGGUUAACGGCAAGGGCGAGGUACUUGACAAGGACGGCAAGGUCAUUGGCAAGGUCGAUGUCGUUGCUGGUGAGGCUGCUUUCAACGCCAUCAAGGAGCUCAAGGAGCAACUUGGCGAGACCGAGGAGGAGGACGAGCAGGCUGAUGAGGAUGCUGAGCCAGAGAUGAGGGAGGUCACUCCUGAAAUCGACGAGCUCGAAGGCUUCAAGGUCAACAAGAAGGGCCAAGUCCUCGAUGAGGAGGGCGAACCAAUCGGUGAGCUUGUUGAGGGCGACGCUGCGAAGUGUGCCGGCAAGAAGAUCAACGAGAGGGGCGAAGUUGUUGACAAGGACGGCAACGUUCUUGGCAAGGUCAAGGCCCUCCCCAAGAUGGUCGAAGCCUCCGAGGUCCAGGAGCCUGAAGUCAAGGAAGUUGAGGUCAUCCCAGAGAUCAACGAGCUUGAGGGCUUGAAGGUCAACAAGAAGGGCCAAGUCCUUGACGAGGAAGGCGAGUCAAUCGGCGAGCUUGUCGAAGGUGACGCUGCCAAGUGCGCAGGAAAGAAGAUCAACGAGAAGGGCGAGGUACUUGACAAGGACGGAAACGUCAUCGGCAAGGUCAAGGCCCUUCCCAAGAUGGUCGAGCAGCAAGUCGGUCAGGCUGAGGAUGCUGCUGAAGACGCUGAGGGCGCUGCCGAGGAUGCCCAAGACGCCGCCGAAGACGCUCAAGAUGCGGCCGAAGAUGCUGAGCAGGAGGAGCUGGAGCUUGACGAAGACGGCCGUCCUCCUGUUUCCAUUCUUGACGGUCUCAAGUGCAACAAGGCUGGCAAGCUCAUCGACUCCAACGGUAACAUCGUUGGUGAGCUCAUCGAGGGAGAUGCAAAGAAGCUCUCCAAGUCCGGCACCACUUGCGAUGCUGAAGGCCAGUUCUGGGACAACAAGGGCAAGGUCAUUGGCCGCGCCCAGACCGUUCCCAAGGAAGAGGGUGAGGAGGAAGCUCCCUUCGCUGGUCUUGACGGCCUUGUCGUCGUCAAGGAUGGUUUCGUCGAAGAUGACAAGGGCAACCGCGUCGGCCAGGUCGUUGAGGGCGAUGCCAAGAAGCUUGUUGGUCGUGCUGUCGACGAAGAUGGUGACAUCCUUGACAAGAAGGGCUCAGUCGUGGGUCACGCUGAACGCUACGAUGAGCCUGAACAAGAGGCUGAGGAGGAGGAGGAGGAGGCGCCAGAGGAUCUUUCUAUCCUUGCUGGCAGGACUGUCAACAAGCAAGGCAACGUCAUUGGUGACGAAGGCGUUCCCAUCGCCCGCCUUGUUGAAGGCAACCCCAAGGAGCUUUCGGGACGCAAGAUUGAUGAAAAUGGCCUCAUCUUCAACGACACUGGCAAACAGAUCGGUCGCUGCGAGCUUAUUCCCAUGAAUGAGCGCGAGAGCAAGCCUGAGGGCAUCUUCGCCGGUCUUGAAGGCCUCCGCGUCAUCCAGGGUGGUAUGGUUGCUGAUGAGGACGACAACACUGUUGGCCGUAUCGUCGAAGGUAACCCCAAGCGUCUCGUUGGCAUGGCUGUUGAUGAGGACGGUGACAUCCUUGACAAGUACGGCAAUGUCAAGGGCCACGCUGAGCCUCUCGAAGAUGAGGAAGAGGAGGAGCCCGCCGACCUAUCCAUCCUUGAUGGCCUUACCCUCAACAAGCAGGGUUAUCUCGUCAACGCUGAGGGCAUUCCGGUCGGAAAGCUCGUCGAGGGCAAUUUGGCCGAGCUUGCCGGACGCAAGUCUGACGGCGAAGGUCUCAUUCACGGAGACACUGGCAAGGUUGUCGGUCAGUGCGACAUCAUUCCUCCUAACGAGCGCCCUGAGCGUAAGGAGGGUCCAUUCGCUGGAUUUGAGGGUCUUCGCGUGGUCAAGGACGGAUUCGUCGAAGACAAUGACGGCAACCGUGUCGGACAGCUUACUGAGGGCGACCCGAAGAGGCUCGUAGGUCACACAGUUGAUGAGGACGGUGACAUCAUCGACAAGUACGGCAAUGUCAAGGGCCACGCUGAGCCUCUCGAAGAUGAGGAAGAGGAGGAGCCCGCCGACCUAUCCAUCCUUGAUGGCCUUACCCUCAACAAGCAGGGUUAUCUCGUCAACGCUGAGGGCAUUCCGGUCGGAAAGCUCGUCGAGGGCAAUUUGGCCGAGCUUGCCGGACGCAAGUCUGACGGCGAAGGUCUCAUUCACGGAGACACUGGCAAGGUUGUCGGUCGGUGCGAUAUCAUCCCUCCUAACGAACGCCCUGAGCGUAAGGAGGGUCCAUUCGCUGGAUUUGAGGGUCUUCGCGUGGUCAAGGACGGAUUCGUCGAAGACAAUGCCGGCAACCGUGUCGGACAGCUUACUGAGGGCGACCUGAAGAGGCUCGUCGGUCACACAGUUGAUGAGGACGGUGACAUCAUCGACAAGUACGGCAACAUCAAGGGCCAUGCUGAGCCAUGGUCAGAGGAAGAAGAAGUCGAAGAGGAAGUCGACCUCAGCGCUCUUGCCGGUUGCACUGUCAACAAGGCUGGCAAUGUUGUUGAUUCCAGUGGAACCAUUCUCGGACGCGUUGCCGAGGGUGACCCAGCUACCCUGGCCGGCAAGAAGGUUGAUGGUAAGGGCCAGAUUUGGGACAACGAAGGUAACGUCAUUGGACUUGCUGAGCUUGCCCAUGGUCAGAAGUCUGGCCCUGAGGGUCCAUUUGCUGGUUUCGACAACGCAACUGUCACCAAAGACGGCACCGUUCAGACACCUUCUGGUGAAAUCAUCGGUCGUGUUACCGAGGGCGACAUCAAGAAGCUCGAGGGUCACAAGGUUGACGAAGAUGGCGACAUCAACGACAAGAACGGCAACGUCAUUGGCAAGGCCGAGCGCUGGGAACCUGAAGAGAAGGAGCGUCGCGUCAACCCCAUGUCUGGCAUGCGUGUCAACAAGGAGGGCGAGGUUCGCGACGAGAACGGCGACAUCAUCGGUCGUCUCACUGCUGGUGAUCUUGGUCAUUGCGCUGGUCUCGAGAUUGACGACAACGGCUAUGUUGUGGACAACGACGGCAACAAGGUCGGAGAAGUCACUCUUCUUGAGAACAUCCAGGAAGAAGAGGAGGUGCCUGAGGAUGAGACCGAUGAGGAGAGGCAGCGUCGUGAGGACUCUGAGCUCGCGAAGAAGAUGUCAGCCAUUUGCGAAGACACUCUUCAACGCGUCCAGCCCGUCAUGAAGCAGAUCACCGAGUACAUCGAACAAGCCGACCGCACUCCUCGCGAUGAGCUCGAUGAAGAGGAGCUUGUCAACAACGUCAAGCCUCUUAUUGAAGAGGGCUCGCGCAUCCUCAACGACUGCAAUGGCUCUCUCCGUGGACUUGACCCCGAUGGCCGUAUCGCCGCUCAAGCCAAGGGCCGCCAGCAAACCGGUGAAGCCUCUCCUGAGGAGUACAAGCUUGCCGACAACCUCAAGGAGCUUACUACCACGGUCGUCACUACCAUCGACAACGCGAAGAAGAAGAUCUCCGACAUGCCCCACGCCAAGAAGAAGCUUAACCCGCUUUGGGCUCUUCUCACCGAGCCCCUCUUCCAGAUCAUCGCUGCUGUUGGUCUGCUAUUGACGGGUGUUCUCAACCUUGUUGGCAAGCUGCUCAACGGUCUGGGUCUUGGUGGCCUCGUCAACGGUCUGCUAGGAGGUCUUGGUAUCAACAAGCUCCUUGGUGGCCUCGGACUUGGUGGCCUGACUGACAUGCUCGGCGGCAAAGACGACAAGAAGAAGAAGAAGGGCGGCAACGGCCCCAUGAGCAUGGUCGGCGGCCUGCUCGGCAAGAAAUAG
Pyrenophora tritici-repentis Pt-1C-BFP is the source of this 5595-nucleotide messenger RNA. NCBI's taxonomy places the organism in Eukaryota, Fungi, Ascomycota, Dothideomycetes, Pleosporales, Pleosporaceae. The record is from RefSeq and is a predicted model, not a curated record.